AUGGCGGAGCUGGAGCACCUGGGCGGGAAGCGGGCAGAGUCCGCGCGAAUGCGGCGGGCUGAGCAGCUUCGGCGCUGGCGGGGCUCGCUGACAGAGCAGGAACCCGCGGAGCGACGAGGCGCGGGGCGGCAGCCGCAGACUCGUCGCGGGAGCCCCAGGGUCCGCUUCGAGGACGGUGCUGUUUUCCUGGCCGCUUGCUCUAGCGGGGACACCGACGAGGUGAAAAAGCUUCUGGCCAGAGGUGCGGACAUCAACACGGUCAACGUGGACGGCUUGACAGCCCUGCACCAGGCCUGUAUUGAUGAAAAUUUGGACAUGGUGAAGUUUCUGGUGGAGAACAGGGCCAAUGUAAACCAGCAGGACAACGAGGGCUGGACACCUCUUCAUGCAGCAGCUUCCUGUGGCUAUCUCAACAUAGCAGAGUAUUUCAUUAACCAUGGAGCCAGCGUGGGUAUUGUGAAUAGUGAAGGUGAAGUCCCCUCGGACCUUGCCGAAGAGCCUGCCAUGAAGGAUCUUCUUCUGGAGCAAGUGAAGAAGCAAGGAGUUGAUCUAGAGCAGUCAAGAAAAGAAGAGGAACAACAGAUGUUACAGGAUGCCCGCCAGUGGCUCAACAGCGGGAAAAUUGAGGACGUAAGGCAGCCUCGCUCCGGGGCCACGGCCCUCCAUGUGGCUGCUGCCAAAGGCUACUCGGAGGUCCUCAGACUUUUAAUCCAGGCUGGCUAUGAACUCAAUGUUCAGGAUUAUGAUGGUUGGACUCCCCUCCAUGCUGCUGCACACUGGGGAGUGAAGGAGGCUUGCUCCAUCCUGGCAGAAGCACUCUGUGACAUGGAUAUCAGGAACAAACUGGGCCAGACACCAUUUGAUGUUGCUGAUGAGGGUGUUGUGGAGCACUUGGAGAUGCUCCAGAAGAAGCAGAAUAUGCUUCGAAGUGAAAAAGAGACACGGAAUAAGCUCAUUGAGUCAGACCUGAACAGCAAGCUGCAGAGUGGACUCUUUAAGAACAAAGAGAAGAUGCUGUAUGAAGAAGAGGUACCCAAGUCCCAAGAAAUGGAGGAAGAAAGCAAAGAGUCCAGCAGCUCCAGCUCAGAGGAGGAGGAAGGUGAAGAUGAAGCUUCUGAGUCAGAAACUGAGAAGGAAGCAGAUAAAAAGCCAGAAGCCAUUGUCAACCAUUCCAACUCUGAAAGCAAGAGUAUUAUCACGGAACAGAUACCACCACCAGCUCAGAAUACCUUCUCUGCCUCUUCAGCUAGGAGAUUCUCCUCCAGCCUUUUCAACAAGCCAGAAGAGCCCAGAGAUGAAUCUCCUUCUUCGUGGAGACUGGGACUCAGAAAAACUGGCAGCCACAACAUGCUGAGUGAGGUGGCCAAUUCUAGGGAGGCUCUGAGGGACCGAGGCUCCUCCAUCUACCGGUCGUCAUCAAGCCCUCGGAUUUCUGCCCUGCUGGACAGCAAAGAUAAGGAGAGAGAAAACAAAAGCUAUUUUAGUUCGCUAGCCCCCCGGAGGCUCAGCAGCACAAGCGACAUUGAAGAAAAGGAGAACAGAGAAUCAGCUGUUAAUCUAGUGAGGAGUGGUUCAUACACACGGCAGCUGUGGAGGGAUGAAGCAAAGGGAAGUGAAACUCCACAGACAGUUGCUCCUUCUACCUAUGUAUCAACCUACUUGAAAAGUGCUUCAUUUGGUAGAAGUAGUGACCCCACAAGUCCCUACAUUUCAGCCAAUCGCAGUCCAUCUGCUACCUCACCCAUUACCAUUGGUUCAUCUACCUCUCGGGGCAGCAAGUGGCAACCUGCCUCUUCUUGCCCUGCACCAAUCAGUGCAAACACUACUGCAUCUGUACACCAUGGCAGGACUCCUUACAAAUCCCAGGCUGACUCAACAACAGAGAAAACAGUAGACAAUGUCUCUUCUAGCACCCCGCUCUGUGUGAUCACUAAUCGCCCUCCACCUAGCACUGCCAAUGGGGUUACAACUGCCACUCAGCUCUCCGCUCCUGGAACAGACUCCUCUGUGGAAGCCCGGGACAGGAGGAGAUCAUAUCUGACUCCUGUACGGGAUGAGGAAGCAGAGUCCUUAAGAAAAGCACGCUCCAGACAAGCUCGGCAGACUCGAAGGUCUACCCAAGGCGUGACACUGACGGACCUUCAGGAAGCAGAAAGGACUUUCAGCAGGUCAAGAGCGGAACGGCAAGCUCAGGAGCAGCCUAGCCAGAAGCCCGCAGGCACCGAAGGGCUUGAGGGAAGCUCGGAGAAGCGUGAGCCCUCAGCAGCCCCGGCAAAGGAAGCUGGCGAGGGUCGUCAGCCCUGGGGCGGGAGUCUGGAUGGAGAACCUGUCUAUCGUCGCCUGAGGUAUCCAACUCAGCCAGACAAACCCACAACACCAGUGUCUCCUUCUGCAUCAAGGCCGUCUCUCUACACCAGUUCCCAUCUGCUACAGACAAGCAGAUCUUCAGUCCCUGACUCUGAGAGUUCGGAGACCACCACAAACACUGCAGUUGCAAAGGAAAUGGACAAAAAUGAGAGUGAAGAAGCGGAUGUGGAUGAUCAGACCUCUAAUAGACUGUCCAUCCGUGAGAGGAGGCGGGCCAAGGAACGACGGCGAGGCACGGGCAUCAAUUUCUGGACAAAGGAUGAGGAUGAAGCUGACGUGUCCGAAGAGGUAAAAGCAGCACUGCAUGAAAGACUUUCUAGGUUGGAAUCAGGAGGUAGUAACCCUACAAGCAGCGAUUCUUAUGGUGACCGGGCCUCAGCGAGAGCCCGCCGCGAGGCCCGGGAGGCCCGCCUCGCCAGCCUGACCAGCCGCGUGGAGGAGGACAGCAACAGAGAUUAUAAAAAACUCUACGAGAGUGCCCUGACCGAAAACCAAAAACUGAAAACAAAACUUCAGGAGGCCCAGCUAGAGCUAGCAGAUAUAAAGUCCAAGCUUGAGAAGAUGGCCCAGCAGAAACAAGAGAAGACCUCUGACCGAUCAUCAAUGCUGGAGAUGGAGAAAAGGGAGAGGCGAGCCUUGGAGCGGAAAAUGUCAGAGAUGGAGGAGGAGAUGAAGGUGUUAACAGAACUGAAAUCCGACAACCAGAGGCUGAAAGAUGAAAAUGGUGCCCUCAUCAGAGUCAUCAGCAAACUAUCCAAAUAGACUAGGCUUCCAGUUUGGGAGGGAAGGGGCAGCAUUUGCUGUUCCCACCCCUCUUUUCCAGCCAUUGCCUUCCAACCAAAAGAAGUGAAUGUUUUGGUGGAAGGACUUCUUUCUGACCCUCCUCCAGUCACCUCCUCUGCACCGUACGUGUCCUCCGCACUCUGAAUGCCCUGUCCCUCCCGUGCCCCGCGCCCCCUGAGUUUAUGGCAGUUUUAACUGAAGCAUGAUUGUGAUCAUUUGAGCCGUUCGAGCCAUCUGGAGAAGGCCUUGGGGAGUCCACCAGGCUCAGCUGUGGGUCCCAACUCCCUGCUGCGCAGCUACCCGUCCACACUGGAUUUGAUCCAAACAUGUAAGGCUCUACCCAAACCAGUACCCCACAGCCUUUUACACGGACCCAGUGUCCUCUGAUAUAGGUGAGUCUUACGGUGGCCAUUCCAGGAUCCUGUCUGGGAUGCCAGGGGAAACAGGAUGUUGGCAUAACCAUUGGACAGCCUCUGGAGCUAUGUUUCCGUUAGAUUCCAAGGUGACCGUGACUCUGCAUAGAAGGUCUCUGCUAGUCUGCACCUCUCAGGAACUGACUUUUCUCUUACUCCUUGCUGGUGUUACUGUUAUUUUUUCUAUCAACAACCCAGUAACAUGCCUGAUUAGUCUUAAUUCUUGUUCUUUCCUCAUGCCUGGCCCCCUUCCCCAGGGCUCAGAUGACCCUGGCUUCCUUAUUCCUUUCCUUUCUAUCCUUCUAUAUUCCUUUCUGACUCCCCUCCACCACUUUACCACAUUGUGUAAGAGCUAGAACAGAGCAUCUGACCUCACUUGUCUUUGGCCAUUAUGGAAAAUCAUUUCUCCUGGGGCGCUCUGGAGACCAGAAGAAUUGCCUUGGCGGCACCACUGGCCCUGUUGCAGAAAAGCCAGACCAUGGCGUAAGUGUCAGCCCACUGUUCUCAUCUCCCACUUGUCUUCCCUACACAGUGAUUCUCCUUAUUAGAAAAUCUGGGCUCUGAACACGCCAUUCUGCCCCAUCUCCUUUUGACCUUGUUUUCCUCUCUUCACUCUGGCACCUGCUCCAAAUGAGAAAGGAAGUCCUUGGAAGGAGUCAAGAGCUGGGAUGGGUGGGAGGUGGACCGGGGAGUGGAAGCACACAUACCUGGUGUGAGUAGAGUAUCUGGGGACAUCUGCAACCUUGUGACAAAGAGGACAGAAGAUAGGUCGUGCUGUGGUAAUGGUGGUGAAUGUGAUGAUUUCCAGUGGCUAGAUGUAGGGGAGAGACCAUUUGUUUUCUAAAAGCCAACAGGAGAAAAGACCUCUUAAUAGAGGCUUAAAGUGAUGGGAUACUUCCAACCCACUGAGUCUCAGAACCUUAGAGUGGCAAAGCCCAGAGGUCAUUUGGUUGAGCUUUCCAUUGUCAUGUUAGAGGGACCCCCGCCAGGACCCCACUGCCCCAGCUCUGGCCCGCUGUCAGAUAGCUGUGCAUUUGUCCCUCGAAAGGUGGGCAACUCUUAUAACCAGAAAGCUUUUCCUAAGAUAAGUCGAGGUCUGCCGUGGGGGCUCCACACGGUCCAGUGCUGCCCUUUGAUAUGACAGCCCCUCGUGUCGUUGGUCAUCUCCCCUUAACCUUACUUCCAACUGGCGUUUUCCCGGUCCUUGAAGGCAUCCCUCAUAUGGCAUACUUUUCCUGCCUGUCACAUCUCGUCUGUCUGCCUAACGUAUUUGGCCUUUACAGGCAUUUUCUCCCAUGGUUGGUUUGAGUGUGCGGGUCAUGUAAAUCCUCCUCAUUUUAGAGUGGCCCAUGGUAUUCAGUGCUUAGGGUGGUCCAUUCUCUUAACAUAUACCACCUCUGCCCAUUUUUAAUUUCUUUCCCAAAAACGACAGUGUAGUUCUUCAUGGCCCUCUGAAAUGUUACAUGCUCUUUAAACCAGAGGUCCUAAUUCCAGAAUAGGAAAUAUGUCUCCUCUGGCAAGACCCCAUUUUUAGAAUAUACAGAAUUCUCUCUUCCGUUUCUGACCAUUUUCCAAGAGAAGCCACUACUGAUUAGGAUUUCGUAUGACCUUGGGAGCACUGUCAGCUCAGUUCUCAGGGAAUGCUAAAUUAGAGUAAAAUGUUUCCUCACUUCCACUAUAAACAUCUUCUUCAUUCUAGGGAGAGGGAAAAUCAACAGAAGGUGUUGACUAAUUGAUUCUCCGGGCACAUCCUGGAUAUUGGGCAAGGCAUGGGAGUGGUUCCUGCCUCUUUCUCAGGAAAGGAAAGCUGAAUUAUUAGGAAAAUAUCCUGACCCUCUCACAUUAGAUAGACCAGGGAAAGGGGUUACAGUUCCCUCAUCUGUUUGUGCCUUUCAAAAGCGUGGGACAGAAUCUAAAAACUCUUAGGUGGGUGUUAGGCCCUGCUGCUUCACACAGCCCUUUCACAUUAAAGAUGCCUUUUCUUGCCAGAAAGUUUUCCUUGUGAUGAAAAAUUUGCAAGCUUUUCAAUCUCAGGAAUAUCGGAUUCUAUGGCCAAAAAACCAUGAAAGUGUAAACCAUCCCAGGUAAUUUCAGGCACUCUCUCUUAUGCAAUUAACUUUAUUGGACAGAUAGACUUUGAAUUCUGGUCCCUUCCCAGAGAAUAAAAUACCCUUUCCUCACAGUUGCGUUGACUGGAAGCCCAGGAGUGAUGUCUAGAGACCUAAUGGCCAGCCAUGUGCUCUCGGUGCCGACAGCAGCAGGCCUCCCUCCACUUGUGCUUUUGGUCUCUGCAGUGGCCACAGACCUCCUGUCCUCAACCUACUGGUCUGGAUACCAAGAGCACCCCAGAUAGCUCAGGCUGUGUGAAUACUGCCGGUCUGGCCAACAAUUUGGGGCUCAGCUGUGCUGGGUCACUUUCAGACUCUUUACAUGAAAUAGCAGGAUGGGGACGAGAAGGUUCUUGGUACGACUUUAUAUACUCUGUUCUCAUUAAUUUGAUAUUUUUCAAAACCAAGCCACACCUUCGGGAGUAAUGAUUCGGCCAUUCCAGAGAUUCUCUGGCUGAAGUUUCACUUUUCCGCCUGUUUGGCCUUCAAGGGCUGCUUACUCUUUUCCAGAUCGCUCUUGGGCAUGAUGGCCCCUGCCCCAGUCCCAGUCUCCAGUGCAGCAGGGUCAUGCAAAUCUUGGGGUGUUGCCUGUAAAGAGUCUGGAGAACAGACAUGCCCUGGGCUUGUGCAGUGCGCUGGGUUCUCUCUCGGGCAGUCUUGCUUGACGUCUCCUGGAACCCGCCUGGCUUUUCCUAUCCAGCUACAGGAUGCGUUCACUUCUUUCCGCGCCUUCCUGUCUCCCACUCCGCGUUUGAGACCAAGAUACAUUUAUUGCUCUCUGAGGCCUCUGGUGAAGGAGGCUUCAGAUCUCUGGUUUGGGUCAUUUCACAGGCUUCCCCUGCCCAGAACAAAACGUGCUCAUUCGGUAGUUGUGCUCAGAAAGGAGAAGGCUGAAACCCCAUGUGUUAGCCUGUGACUCUCGCAAAAUCGUGCGUCAACUUUCAGGGGCUUUUAACUGAGCCACGGAUGAGAGGAGGAGAAAUUCUCAAAGCUGCGCAUUUGGUUUGGUCUCUGGCUUUCUGGCCCCAGCGCAGCCUCCCCUAGCCAGACAGACAGACUGCCUCCUCUCGGACACAGGCCAGCAUUUCUAUCCCGACCACGGUGGCCGUCCUUCUGCCGUGAGAGAAGCAUAGAGAGGAGAGAUGAACUAUUGAAAAUACUGCCGGUUCCUCAGCUUCCAGGCUGCUCAGCCCCACGAAAGGGAAAGCCUGAAGGAUUCAGCAACUGAGCCACGAGGCAGGGGGCAGUUCCUGGUACCACCCCCCUGGGUGAGCCCCUGGUUCCACCGCAGCUUAACAGGUGGCGCUAGAUGGGCGCUGGCCGCGGUCCUUCCCUCCUGGCCGUUCCCAGGGCCGCUGUUUGUGCCAGCACCACACUAACUCUAGACACACAGUUGGCAGCCCCAAACCUUGGCCCGAUUCUAACUGCAAAGCUUGCAUCCCACACUGAUUUUUAAGGCAGGUUUCAGCCCAUCAAAGGAUGUGAGUCCCCUCACCCAAUAAGCACGGCAGCUUUGAGGGCAGAAGAAGGCAACAGGAAAGGAUAAGCCCCUAGGAGUCAGAACAGCUGCAUUGUAGGGCCAGCUCUUGCUAGCCGUGUGACCUUGGGAAAGUCACCUUCGCCGUCUGCAGAAUGCAGUUUUGCACUAGAUUGUCCUCAAGAUCCCUUCUAGGCUUACGAUUCUGUGAUAUAUUUAUUCCUGGGAAGAUCAGAACAUUUCUUAACUCAGAAUUUUUGCUCUUUCUAAUGGCAAAAAAUCUUGUUUUCUUCUGGAUUCGUACUGUUUAACAUCGGCACGUCAAGGUUGACUUCUCAUCCUUGUUAGAAAGUGAAUUUAAUAUUGAAGGUAAUGGAAUGGUGUUGCAAUUGCUUUCCCUCCUAAUGGCUCGGUAGGAAUAUUAAAACCUGCAGAGGUGGAAAUUGGAGCUCAUGGGGAAAUGGAUGGAAAGUAAUUCGUUGCAGGCAGCCUUUGGACAAGUUGUUUUAAUAGGAAAUAGAGCUACUGCUUCAUAGAUUUCACAGCCUUCUCGAAUGUGGUCUUCAUGGCCCUUAACAUCCAAAGGGCAGACACGGCCCCUCUGCUCAGCACCAGCUUACACAUAGUCUUAAAUUCUGCCCUACAGCAGCAAGAGAGUUUUCCUCAAUAAAAACCUCAACCUUUAGUUCUGGGGAGCCCCUCUGGGUUCUGGACUAUCCAAAGUAGGAGGUUCCCACGCUGUUCAGGGUGAUCCUUCCUUUAAGCAGGUCUGCAGAGGAGACCGCUGGUGCAGGAAGAGCUCAGAGACCCUAAGUCCACACAGGGUGUGGCAUAGAACAGCACUCCGAAGAGCGUCCUGCAGGACUGGGUGUGAGUGGAGUGAAAGGCCAGAGCCCCUGAAAGUGAAGGUGGCCCGUGCGCUGCGGUGGGAAGGUGGGAAGGAGGCAGAACCAAGAGCAGGGUGGAGG
This is a messenger RNA of Enhydra lutris kenyoni (northern sea otter), 8116 nucleotides long. RefSeq names its product protein phosphatase 1 regulatory subunit 12B. The transcript is spliced from 25 exons. Gene Ontology annotation, molecular function: phosphatase regulator activity; protein kinase binding; enzyme inhibitor activity. The record is from RefSeq and is a predicted model, not a curated record. Gene Ontology annotation, cellular component: cytoplasm; Z disc; A band. Gene Ontology annotation, biological process: signal transduction. NCBI's taxonomy places the organism in Eukaryota, Metazoa, Chordata, Mammalia, Carnivora, Mustelidae. Bases 1 to 3129 code for a protein of 1042 amino acids.